UUCAUCAUUCAGAAGUGGCUGAAUAACGAAUAAAUUUUUAUUUGUUAUUUGCAGAAGCUGAAUAACGAAUGAAUUGUUAUUCAUCAUUUAUAAGAGGCUGAAUAACAAAUAAACUUUUUUAUUCAUCAUUUAUAAGAGGUCAAAUAACAAAUAAAUUUUUAUUCAUCAGUCAUCAAUUAUUAAAUGUCAAUCAUACCCAUCUCUGCUCUGAACCUAAUGGACAAAUAAUUAUUUUUUCUGCUUUUAAAGGAGGGGGGUCCCAAAAACAGUUUUUAAUAAAUAACUUAGGUAUCGGUUCAAGGCUAAAAAUGGUCUCCGUUUAAUAUCUUCUUUACAGCGUACAUGAAUGAAAUAUGUAUUCCCUUGUGUAUGUUCUUUGUAGCAUGUGUGCAUAUCGAAAACAGGUAUGUUUUAUUUGCGUUGGGUAAUUCCAGUCAUAAUUCUUACAGCUGAAUAAUAGUGUUUACAAUGUCCAACUAAUUAGCGAUCAACAAGUAAAGAAGGGUCCUGGACGUCUCAAAAUUAUUUGCACGGAAGAGGCAGACCCAAGAAGCAGUAUGCACCUGGACGACAAAGAAGCGUUUCAUCGUUAUUAUGCGAAUUACGCAAAUUAUAUUUUGAACGUGAUACAUAUCAUGCAAAGAAGCUUCGCGCGUUAUGAUAGUGACACAAUCUUGUCGAAAAUUUCGACUUGAUUGUCGAACAUCAAAAAACGAGGACAAUCAAUUAAAUUUUCUCAAAUUGCCGUCGAAAUUACAAAAUUACUGUCAAGAUUCAGUUGUUAAUAGACAAGUCACUAAAGCAAAAUUAUUUACCAGAGAGAUCGAUGAAAUUACCACGCCGCAACAUAUCUCAAAUAUUGUAUCUUCUGCAUCAUAUAUUUGUCAGCAAAAAUAUGAGCCGCCAGCCGUAACUUUCGAAGAAAAAUAUUUGAGCGAUGGUGAAAAGUUUGAACGUAAAUUCAACAAGAAAAUUUGUAAUAACAGGAAGCAAAGCAGUACACCACGGAUCGUAAGAGCCAUUCGACAAAAUAGCAAGAAACGCAACAGUAAAAGCAGCGUUGUUGUGCUUUAUCACGGUAAUUUCAAUAAUCCUCCAUCAUCUUCUUCGAAAGAUUUCGUGCAACUUUCGAAAUCUGAUCAAGCUGUAAAAACAUCGUACAUAUCGCAAUCGCAUGUUACAAACCCUGCAUCACCUGAUAAGACAAAAAUCAUAGAGACUCCAGAAACUUUGUCUCCGAGAUAUUCACUACGUCGACGAAAAACUAUUUCUAAAAGAUAUCGUCAUACAUCAGGACAACAGCCUUCUUUGAAUGUAAACAUUUAUCACGCAAAUCGAGUAGAGCGAUUUGUAUCGCCGUUACAGCAUCAGUGGCUCUCACUUAAAAGGCAGACGGGAAUAAAUUCCAAGUAUAAGAAUCUGGAGUACACGGACCAGCUUCCUAAAAAUCUUAUCAACUCGCAAUCGAAAACAAUUUCUUGUCAUCUUAAAAAACACGUAACGAAUCAAAGAUCACGUAAAUGUAGCGAAGAAGAGAGAUCUUGGGAGAAACAAUGUUCAUUUGUUGAAGUUGCCGCUUCGAAAUCUAUGGAUCAUUGUUCAGAGAAAGUGGAGACGGAGAACAUAAAGGAUCAAAAGCAAUCUAAACUUUGCCCGAGUUUGUCGAGACAGCAAAUACAAAUUCAUCCUAAAGAAACGAGCGUUAAAUCAGCAUUUGUUAACACACAUAAGAGUGACGAGACGAGUCGGGUGUUUCCUUUCCAAGCUACAUCUAGUGGUAAUCUUAAGAUCAUUCCGAAUCAGGUUGUAUUCGAGUCGAAGAAGUUCAGCAUUUUAGUUGCCGAUCCACGACAUACGAAAGUUAACGUCAAGGCUGAGUUCAAUCAAUCAGGUGCCAACGUUGGCACAUCCGACUCUUCAAACCAAACAAGAUAUAUCGAUUUCCCGCCUGGUAUCACGCCGUCAACGAUCGAUCAGUUGCAGGCACAGAAGAAAUUACCAUAUGUUGAAGGAAACUAUAAAUCACGAACGCGACCAAAUACUAAGUUUUAUUCGGAAAUGGAACAUAAUCAUUCGGUACAAUCAACAUCCCACCAACUUCCUCCAAUAAAUGAAGUACCACUUGCCUCGUUGGGAUUUACGAGUGAGCAACCAAUCAAUUGGAAUAAUAUAAUUCUACCAGAAAAGACUGACUUGUAUCAGGAAUUAACUAGACGUAUCACAAACUACAAGCAAAUACCCAACCAAACAACGACAAUAGCUCACGCGGGUUCGAGACUCGGUAACAUUAUAAACACAAUGCAAUCUAGAAUCGCAGAAGCUAGUCAGUCAGGCGAUAAAAACGUUGACAUUGAAAAAUGUCAGACACCUAUGGAUGUUGACCUUGUCAAGGGGAUAUGGAAGAGGUUAUCCGAGGAGAUAAUGGAACAAAUUGAUACAUCUACAUCUAAGUUGAGUAAGUCAAGCAAAUCAAACUUAAGCAUCAAAAAUAACGUCAAGACUUUGAAUAACAAGAUUCCUGCUUCCUUUUCUAACUAUAAUAUUCAAACUAAAACAUCUGAUUUAAGCAAAAAGGCAUCAACAGUAAUAAUAAUAAUUAUAGUACCAUCUCGAUUGGUGGAUUCUAUCCAUACAAAUAUACAAAAGAAGAUAACACUUUCUACACAGUAUAUGUAUACAAUACUGAUAAUUCUAAGACUAAGGCUACCCACCCGCUUUACUCUAGCUCUCUCAUCUUCAGUAUCGCUUCCGAUGAUAUCCUGAAAAUUAAAAAAAUUGAUCAGCGUAAGGUUAUGGUCGAAUUCAAGUUGGCCAGUGCUGCCAAUGACCUCGUCACUUUUCAUAUACUCAGUGCUCAUGGACGUGCUUUUAUAACUGCUUAUCGCACUAUGUGCAUGGAUCUCAUUAGAGAUGUUCCUUCUAACAUUAGUGUCGUAUUCGGAUUGGCAACCCGGAUAACGCAAAGCUGCAUGCGCAGCCUCGUCUUUGUAAACGGACGGAUUGCGGCGUGCAUCUUCGAGUCAGCCAGUUAACCUACGCCGAUUUGUACUAAACAAUAAACAGAAUUAGAGGUUACCUAAUAGUUAUUAUUCUUAUUCCUUCAAGCAAAUACGACAAUUAGUAUAGAAAUCAUAUCCAAAUCCAUUGAAGCACAUCUAUACAAAAUUCUUAAAAGUGAAAAGGUUGCAAAAAAGUCUUCAGUAACGGGUCGACUAAAUUGGUGUCCCUAUCUUUGAUUUGUGUUAGAUUUGCAGGACAAGCGUUCCCUAAACACGCAUAUAUUUUCAAAACCAGGCACGAGAUUAGCCCUUUCAUUCCCAGAUCCAAAGUUGUUAUAAGUGUUAUAGGAUAAGACACAUCAGAACUAUUGGCAAAGGGGUAGAGAGGUGCCUCAAAUGUGGCCAGGAUAGGUCGUUGCCUCAUGCUAGAUAAAUCUGUAUGCAUAAAUUGCAAGAGUCCAUUUUGCCAAAUCAUCUGAUUGCCCGAUUGUGUUCAAGCAUAAAUUGAUACUUUCUCUAACUGUAACUGAAAAUAUCCCAAUUUCAGAAGCAGAAAAAUCAUCAAGCGAAGCAAUUCUAAUAGUUCAACAAGCUCUCAAUUUCCUGACUCUGCAGAUCUCAGAACGGAUUUCAAAAAUUUUCCACGUUUAAGAAAUAACAACAAUAAUUAUAACAACAAUUUAAGACAUUAUGAUACAUUCGGCAGAUACUUACAGGAAGCCGAUGAUUUUUCAUUUUCUCAUAGCCAGAACAGAUUUGACAUUCUAAGCAACAUGGAUGGCGCGUACUGGCUUACGGUGCUACAACGCUUUUCUGACUCUUACGCAAGCAUUGUGGCUGGUAAAGGUUUUUUCUAGAUUAGCGACAUCAAAGCGUCCCAAUAUUUCAGGCGAUUUUCCGGAUACCUUAUUUAUGUAUGUAUACAAUUUUUCAAACCAAAAUUGAUAUGACCUAAUGAUAAUUACGUCUUGUCCGAAAACUUCAUACAAAUUUUAAGAUUGAUCUGAGACGCAUUUAUGUCCCUUUUAAAUUCAUAUAUUAAAAUUGGUAUAAUUUGUAGCUACUUUGAAAAUUUUAUUCUGUGAUUUUAUUGGGAACUUAACAAACAAUAGUUUAGAGGCACUUUUUGUUUGCAAUAGUUUGUGCGUCAUAGUUAGGUGAUUUAAUAACAAUCCCGUUCCCUCUGCUUCCUCGUGGAUUACUUUGAAUGCAAACGUGCCAACUACGGCGACUCAAAAUGUGGAAAGACUUUCUAAACAACCUGACAUAUAUAUAUGUAUGUAUAUAUACAGGAUGUCCGGGA
This is a messenger RNA of Solenopsis invicta (red fire ant), 4302 nucleotides long. RefSeq lists its product as uncharacterized. The record is from RefSeq and is a predicted model, not a curated record. NCBI's taxonomy places the organism in Eukaryota, Metazoa, Arthropoda, Insecta, Hymenoptera, Formicidae. The transcript is spliced from 13 exons. Bases 658 to 2763 code for a protein of 701 amino acids.